Messenger RNA from Adineta ricciae, 234 nucleotides. NCBI's taxonomy places the organism in Eukaryota, Metazoa, Rotifera, Eurotatoria, Adinetida, Adinetidae. The record is from the annotation of a GenBank genome assembly.
AUGGAGCUCUUCGAAAAUUUACGUCUACUUCUUCUCGAUGAACUCGGAUAUCUGUUUGUUAUUCUCUCAGCAAAUUGUCGCUAUUAUUCUUCAACAAUUGGACCAAGCGCUGCAGAAGCCAUAUCUGCAUCCUCAACACCAAUACUAUGCACUUCUGGAACAGAUGAAAAUGUCACCGGAAUUCGUUCAUGUCGACUUUGUUCAGCCGAUACCAAACUGUUAGUACCAAUAUGA